UUUUGGUUUUAUCCGCCGUUUCUGUGCCCACCGUCCUUAUCCGGCAAUCACUUUGUGGUUAUAUGGAAAUGCUUUCUGCAUCUUAUAUUGAAUACCUAUAAGGAAUUUCCUAUGCGCAUUUAUUGUGAUAGAACUUAAGUUUAAGACAUUAAUUGUUUGCUGGUAAUAUCUGCCAAAACGAACACUUCAGCAUUCUAUACACUUGAUGUAAAACAAAUUAUGUCUCGGUAAUCCGAAUUAGUAGGACGCCCACACGGAAAGUAGAGAGAUCCAGAAUUGAAUAUUGGCUGGAGCUUUUCGAAUACGUAGAUCUCGAAUACGUAGAUCUUAAGAAAAUUUUUGGAUGAGUUUUAUUCAACUCGAUAAACAGAGGCUUAUGAAGAAUCAACGUUCGCCGUAAUUAAGUGAGUAUAUGUUAUAAGUAAAGAGAUACUUUAAAAAUGCCUAAAAUAAAGCGAAAAUAUUAUGUAUAUUCUAAAAGUAUAGCUGAUGCAUCUAUUAAUCUCAUAGAAUCUAUUCCUGAUUUAUCUUCGUCAAUUACUAACACAUCUUUAGUUUCGAAUACUAAUAAUGAUAUAUUAUACAAUGAAAGAGAUAAAUUCGUAAACACGAAUCAUUUAAAUAAGAAAUUAGAUGAAGAGUUAACACAUGUCCAUAGUGAUAAUUAUGAAUUAAUAAAUAAUGAUGAAGAAGUUUUUGAUGACGAAAAUAAUAAUGUAAAUGAUAUGAAUAGUUACAAUAAUGAUGACGAUGCACUUAAUCCCAAUUUUUUAAAUAAUCUUGAACGUUGUGAGAAUGAUGACAUAAGUAUUACAUCAAAUUUGCAAGGAUGGGCUAUUAGAAAUCGGAUAACUCAUGUCGCAUUAAAUGAAUUGAUGGCAUGUAUUAAAUCUAAAUAUCCCGAACUUCCUCGAGAUGCUCGUACUUUGUUAGGCACUAUGAAAAAAGUACAUCUAGAUAAAGUUGAACCAGGAUACUAUUAUCAUUUUGGAAUAAGUCAUUGCGUGGAGAAACUUGUUUUACAAUAUCCUUUUCAAAAUUUGCAGACAAUUGAAAUUAUUAUAAAUAUCGAUGGCUUGCCUUUGUCUAAAAGUUCAGGAAGUCAAGUUUAUCCUAUUUUAUGCAGUUUGGUUAACAAUUACAACAACGUUGGCAUUAUUGGAAUUUAUCAUGGGUAUAAAAAGCCUGCAAAUGCUAAUAAAUUUUUACAAUCUUUUAUAAAAGAAGCUCAAGACUUGAUUACUCAAGGUGUAACAAUUAAUGGAAUAGUUUAUCCGUUUAAAAUUAAAGCUUUUAUUUGUGAUGUACCAGCUCUAUCUUUUAUAAAAUAUACAAAAGGUCAUUCAGGCUAUUAUUCGUGUACAAAAUGUGAAGCUAAAGGCGAAUAUCAUUUUAAUAAAGUAUGCUUUCCGUACUUAGAAAUUUUGAAUGUAAGAACAGACACAAAAUUCAGAUUAAAAUCACAGCCAGAUCAUCACACGGGUACAUCAAUAUUAGAACAAAUUCCAAAUAUAGAUAUGAUAUAUGAUUUUCCAUCAGAUCCAAUGCACUUACUUUUUUUGGGAGAAGUUAAAAAAAUUGUUGUCUCUUUAUGGUAUCAUGGAAAACCUCGUGCUAAAUUAUCAUCUCAACAAUUAUCAGUAAUAUCGACGUUAUUAGAAGAGCAAAGAUAUAAUAUACCAUGUGAUUUUAAUAGAAAAUCAAGAUCAUUAUUAGAAAGUAAAAGGUGGAAAGCGACUGAAUAUAGGACAUUUUUAUUAUAUACGGGGCCGGUUGUAUUGAAAUCUGUACUAAGUCAUGAUAAAUAUUUAAAUUUUAUAACUUUACACGCAGCUGUUACUAUUUUGUCCAGUUCAAAACAUAUUGAAUUAUAUUUAGAUUAUGCAAAAUUAUUAUUGCAAUACUAUGUUGAAACAUUUAUUAGUUUAUAUGGCAAAGAAAAUGUAUCGCAUAAUACACAUCAUUUAUUACAUCUUUGUGAUGAUGUGAAGAAAUUCGGACCACUGCAAGAAUUCAGCGCUUUCCCAUUUGAGAAUUACAUGCAAUCGAUAUUAAAAAUGAUUCGCAAACAUGAUAAGCCAUUGGAGCAGAUCGUUUGCCGGAUAAGCGAACAAAAUAAUUAUAUAAAUCCUAAUGUAAACAUAACAUCGGCACAGAUGGUACAAUGUAAUAAACCUCAACUUUUAAAUCCGCAUUUUAAUGGUCCGCUUGUAAAUUGUCACAACUACAAUCAAUUUAAUAAAAUCGUGUUUAAAAAAUUUGUAUUAACAAUUAAAGAACCUGACAAUUGUUGUUGUUUGUUGGAUGGAAGUAUUAUAGUUAUCCAGAAUUUUGCUACUAAUAACGAAAAUACUAUUGUAAUUGGAAAUAAAUACAAGACACUUAAAGAUUUUUAUACCAAACCUUGCCAAUCUUCAAAAUUCGAUAUUUAUGAAGUUUGCAAUCUCGGCAAUUUACAAAUUUGGAAUUUGGACCAAAUUGCAAAUAAAUGUGUUAGACUAAAAUACAAAAAUAGAUAUGUUAUUUUUCCUUUAGUACAUGCACAAUCAUAAAAAUCAAAACACAUUAAUUUUCACUAAAUUAUUACGAAAACAAAAUUAUAGUUAAGGAAGCGAGUAG
This is a messenger RNA of Wasmannia auropunctata (little fire ant), 2619 nucleotides long. RefSeq lists its product as uncharacterized. The record is from RefSeq and is a predicted model, not a curated record. Lineage: Eukaryota; Metazoa; Arthropoda; Insecta; Hymenoptera; Formicidae. The transcript has 3 exons. The coding region runs from base 441 to 2552 and encodes 703 amino acids.